GUUCACAUUACACAUUCAGAUACCGUGGAUCGUCCGAGGCGGACGUGGACGCCAUUCAUUUUUAUAGUUCGUUAAAUAGCUCUGGUAUAAAACAUUUUGUGAUUCGUGAAACUAAAUCGAAAUGGCCCAUAAUGAACAAAAAACUGAUUUGUCUGGCGUGGGCUACGCACCGCCUCAACAAAAUCCGCCUCCGUACAAUAACCAGACACAGCCAGGUCUAUACCCGGCCGUUCCUUCCGUCGCCCCCGCGCCCCCCCAGCAGUUCGUUACAGUUGUCCCGGCACAGCGAAUGGGCCCUGAGCCCACGAACACAAGCUGCCCUUCAUGCAGUGCGGCAAUCGUCACCAGAGUAGAUCACGUGCCAGUGACUAAAACCCACCUGUUUGCUUUGCUUCUUUGCCUAAUAGGUUGUUGCCCAUGUGCUUGUAUCCCUUACUGCACGGACUCCUGCAAAGAUGCAAACCAUUACUGUCCGAAUUGCAACGCGUACAUUGGAAGCUACAAUCGCUAAAUAUUUCAGUUGGUUCAAUAGAUCAUUAACUGUAAAAAUAACAUUCUAGUUCUGUUAUUUAAUUCUAUUUUGAGCUAUGAACUGAGCAUAGCACUAAAUAGAUAUCGCUUUUUACCUUGAAGAACAAAUAGGUCUAAAUGUGUUUGAGGAUACAUAUAAAAACAGAGUUUUAUUUUACAGUAUAAUGUAUAAAUUCAGUCAUUAGUUGCCUAAGUGUUGGCUGCAACUAUACGAUUCUGAAUGUUGGUAUUUUCAAAACAAAACAUUAUCAGUGUUGAUUGUCAAUAAAUUCAAUAUGUUA
Bombyx mandarina (wild silkworm) is the source of this 812-nucleotide messenger RNA. Its product is annotated as lipopolysaccharide-induced tumor necrosis factor-alpha factor homolog. Gene Ontology annotation, molecular function: zinc ion binding. The record is from RefSeq and is a predicted model, not a curated record. NCBI's taxonomy places the organism in Eukaryota, Metazoa, Arthropoda, Insecta, Lepidoptera, Bombycidae.